ACGCAACGAUUCACGUCCAACAUGGCGGCGCAGCGGAGGAAUUUCAUGCAAAGCCCGCAUCAGAGCUGGACAGAUGACCUGCCUCUGUGUCAGAUGUGUGGGGUUGGCACAGCACCCAACUGUACGUACGGCUCUGAUGGGAAAGGAACUCAGAGCCACCCCAACGAGGACGGACACCUCAGGUUCAGAGGCGAGGAUGGCUGUUUCCUGUACGGGGUUUUUAAUGGUUAUGAUGGCAGCAGAGUCGCCAGUUUUGCUUCCCAGUGUCUGACGGCUGAACUGCUGCUGGGCCAGCUAAACUCCAGUCACACAGACAACGAUGUCCGCAGGAUCCUCACACAGGCCUUUGAUGUGGUGGAGAAGAGCUUCUUUGAAACUAUAGACGAUGCUCUGGCUGAGAAAGCUCACCUGUCCAACUAUCUCCUACCGCACAAUGAGAAUGUGUCAUUCCACCAGCUUUCUCCUCAGAGUCAGAAGGUGCAGGAGCGCCUGAAGGAGCUGGAGCAGGAGGUGUCGGGAGGCGCGAUGGCCGUGGUGGCGCUGAUCCUCAACAACAAGCUCUACAUCGCUAAUGUUGGUACCAACCGUGUCCUGCUGUGCAAGUCCAGCAGUGACGGCCAGAACCAGGUUCUUCAGAUUGGUCGACCGCACAGUACUGAUAAUGAGGAUGAGCUGCAGAGACUGGCUGCAUUGGGUGUGGAUUCGGCUCGUGCAAGGCAAGCGGGGCAAAUUGCAGGACAGAGCAGCACCAGGAGGCUCGGAGACUACCGGGCCAAAUUUAACUACAAUGAAAUCGACCUGCUCAGUGCGGCCAAGACAAGGCCAAUCAUUGCAGAGCCAGAGAUUCAUGGCAGCCUGUCUUUGGAUGGCGUGACGGGGUUCUUGUUGCUGAUGUCAGAAGGUCUAAUAAAUGCCCUUGAGUCUGCCCACGGCCCCGAACAGGCCAAUCAGGAAAUUGUUGCCAUGGUAGCAGCAGAGCUGGCCCAGCAGACCAGUCUGGAGGCAGUGUCUCAGUCGGUGGUGGAGCGGGUCAAGCGGCUCCACCAUGACGUCUACGUGUCUGGGCGUCAGAGGGCGGCCUACUGUUCCCGGCACGAAGACAUGACCCUGCUCAUCCGCACACUCAACUACCCACUGGCCGAUGCAGCGCUGACGCCCACACAGGGUGGUCGUAUUUACCCCGUGUCAGUGCCCUACUCCAACAGCCAGAGCACCAGUAAAACCAGUGUCACUCUUUCACUGGUCAUGCCCUCACAAAGUACCCUCACCAAUGGAACCAACACUGCGUCUACCCUGGAGGAAGGCACGCCCACGCCAGGCAGUCAGAGCCCCACAGCCACCCUCCAGUCCACCAACACCCAGACACAGAGCUCCAGCUCCAGCUCGGGAGAUGGAAGCCUGUUCCGUCAGAGAGGGAGCCAGGCGGCGCAGCCCGACGAGACGGGCAGGGUGCCGCCCUACGUGGACUUCACCCAGUUUUACCGUCUUUGGGGAGGCGACCACAGCGACAGCCAGAGCACCCAGGGAGGCCUGGGACCCCAGUGAGGAGGCUGCAGGGUGUCAUCUGGAAAGAGACAGACUGGAUUUUCUUGCAGCAAGGAGGCACAUGGAUUGUGAAGGGAAAACCCUUUUAAAAAGUGUUUGGGAUGACUGGUGAAAUGCUAUUAAUGUAUCAUAACUAGACCUAAAGGUGCAUGGGAAUACAGGAGGAAAGGACAGGGGUUCACACCAUCCUAGUAGACGGGGGAUGAAACAGUGAGCCAGGGGUAUUGAUGUUUGCCCCUCUGUGAUAUACAAAGGGUUGUGAGUGAAUAUAUGUAUCCAGAUUGUAGCAAUUACUGUCAGAUGUUAACGCAGGAAAACAGGAAAUCAUGGGAUUUGUGGAGCUGAGCAUAAUUCUAUACUGUAAGGCCUUAGAAUGGAAUGAAUGGAUGCAUUUAAAAGUACUUUUUUAUUUGUAAUGAAAAUAUAUCUCCAGAUUAAGUGA
This is a messenger RNA of Acanthochromis polyacanthus (spiny chromis), 1987 nucleotides long. RefSeq names its product TGF-beta activated kinase 1/MAP3K7 binding protein 1 (gene tab1). Lineage: Eukaryota; Metazoa; Chordata; Actinopteri; Pomacentridae. Gene Ontology annotation, cellular component: cytosol. The record is from RefSeq and is a predicted model, not a curated record. Gene Ontology annotation, biological process: protein dephosphorylation. The transcript is spliced from 11 exons. Bases 22 to 1545 code for a protein of 507 amino acids. Gene Ontology annotation, molecular function: protein serine/threonine phosphatase activity.